Messenger RNA from Auanema sp. JU1783, 2268 nucleotides. The record is from the annotation of a GenBank genome assembly. NCBI's taxonomy places the organism in Eukaryota, Metazoa, Nematoda, Chromadorea, Rhabditida, Rhabditidae.
AUGAGGUUGAAAGUUAUUCACUCUCGCAGUCCUCGUCACACAGACUCUGUUACUGCUGUGGAAUGGGUGAAUAGUGAAGAAAUAAUUUCUUUGGGCGAUGACCGUCAAAUUUUAAAAUGGAAAACGUCCACUAUGGAAGCAUCCCCACUCAAUCAUUUGGCUGAAGCGUCUUUCCCAACAUCUAUGCAUUGGUUCCCCCGCACAGUUAAAGGUCAAUCUGAUAUCUACUCUAUGACUACAACUGACGGGAAACUUCAUAUUGUGAACAAGAACAUGAAAAGUGAAAAAUCCGUUGAGGCUCACAAAGGUGCUGCCAUUAGCGCAAGAUGGAGCCCCGAUGGCAGUGGCCUCCUAACAUGUGGAGAAGAUGGUGCUGUCAAAAUGUGGUCUAGGAGUUGCAUGCUAAGAUCAGUGAUCGCUCAAUUCUCAAGUCCAGUACAUUGUAUUUCAUGGGAUAACUCAUCUACACGAAUUUUGUAUUGUAAUAAUGAUAGUUGCUUUAUAAAAUCUUUGAAACAACAGACUAACGCUUUGAAAUGGAAAGCUCAUGAUGGGAUUGUUAUGUGUUGCGAUUGGUCACCUCAAGCCGACGUUAUCGUAACCGGAGCAGAAGAUCUGAAAUUCAAAGUAUGGGACACAUUUGGUCGAAUACUAUUUUCCUCGGCGCCUUAUGAUUACGCGAUUUCCAGUAUUCGAUGGAGUCCCGAUGGAACUCUCUUUACUGUAGGCUCUUAUAAUAUGAUACGCCUCUGUGACAAAGCUGGAUGGUCUCACUCUCUCGAGAAACUUGGAACAGGAUCUAUUCUUGAAAUGGCUUGGUCUCCUGAUGGAACCCAACUGGCUGCUGCAACAGCUGGAGGCCACGUAAUUCAUGCCCACUUGACAGAAAAAAGAUUAUCAUAUCGUAAUCUGGAAAUUGUACAAACAAAGCCUAAUAUGAUCGAGGUUCGCGAUGUCAGUAGUGACACAGCAAAAGAGAAACUUGAAACAAGGGACAGAAUAACUCGAAUUUCUAUUAAAUAUGAUUAUGUCAUGAUUAUAACAAUUACCCAACUCUAUAUAUUCAGCUCCAGCAAUUGGAACACUCCCGUGAUAACAGAUCUUAAGGAUAGAACCCCUUCUAUAGUUAUUCAAUGUGAAAAAAUCUUUUUACUCGGCGAUGGUGUAUUUUUUUAUAUCUUGAACUAUGAUGGCAGAACAAUCUGUGAGAUUAAAGCUCCUGGCGCCACAGGUCCAUCUUUGAAUGAAAUGACAACAGCUCUAGCAAACGAUACUAUCGUGUUUCGUGAUCGUGGGGAUAUCAAAACUCUUCACUUUUUCGACCCAUCCACAUCUAAGCCACAAGGAGAUGGAGCACUAACUCAUGAAAACGAUAUUAUGGAAGUAGCUAUAUCUCAAACUGGGCCGUUAUCAGAAAGAACGGUAGCUUUUCGAGAUCAAAACUCGAAUAUACAUCUUGCUCUAGUUAAAACAUAUAGACUAUCUCAAAGAAUAGCAAAAAUUGGUUCACUAGUCGAACAAUUGACAUUCAACGAUGUCAGCAACAUCUUAGCUGGUGUAGCUGAUAAUCGACUCGUUGUUUGGCCAGCACCCGGAAUAGUGUUCACAGAUCGAAGUUUGCUCCCAAUAUCCGUCAUUGAGAAGUCCAUCACUGGAUUGGGAAGAUUUCCAUACUUCUUAAGUUUUUCGUUCAAUUCAGCUCUCCUGAGGCGUUCUGAUGGAUCUUUGUUACCAGUCAUAAUAUCACCUUUCCCUGCCGCUUUAUUAACACAUAUUUCUAAUAAUAAAUGGGAUCAAUCAAUUCGAUUAUGUAGACAAGUCAAUGACAACGUAUUAUGGGCGAUUCUGGCUGGUCUUGCAGUUCAGGAAAAAAAUUUGUUUGCUGCAGAAAUAGCAUAUGGAUCUCUCGAUCAGGCCGACAAAGUUACUUUUCUUGCUGAGGCUCGGAACUGCCCAAACAAAGACAUUCGAAACGCUAUGCUGAUAGAGUUAUCAGGAAAAAUAGCAGAUGCUGACAUACUGUUAGAAAAAACUGGAAAUAUCUUUCAAAGCAUAAUGUUAAACGUGAAAAUGUUCAGAUGGGACAGAGCAAUCGAUAUGGCAAUAGCUCACAGGAAAUACUUGGAAAUUGUCAUGGGGUAUAGACAAAGAUACUUGAAAGAAAUGAAGCGGAAUGAGACAGACCCGAAAUACCUCAAGUACUCGUCAGAGGUGGAGAUUGACUUUGAACAUAUACGAGAACUCAUUUCAGCAGAAACUAAGAAAUAG